AAGCAAUGGAGUACUACUACUUAUCGUUAUGCUAAGCAAAUCAUUAACGAACGAAUUGGUCGAGGUACCAGAACAUUUGAUGCUCAAUUGGAAGGACAAAUACAAGGAUUACGUGAUACUCAAUUUAAAUAUACAUCGUUAUUACGCUUAAUCAAGCAAUAUAUUAUCCAGUUCAGAGCGGUCUUAAUUACUCAAGCUAGUAUGGGAGAUACCUUUGCUGAUUUAGCCAUUCGAUCGGUUGAUCUUGAAUCGGAAUUUACAUCCAACGCUAAAACUCAGAAAGCGAUCCUAGAGAAUGGUGAAACGAUGAUGGCUGCCAUGAACUUUGUAGUUUCCAGUUUAACGACACUAUGUGAUAAAACUAUGGCAGAUACAUUGGAAACAGUUAAAGUGUACGAAAAUGCUAGGAUAGAAUAUGAUGCUAUUCGUAACGAAGUAGAAAGUUAUCCUGAAACUAAUCAGUCCCCUCGAGCUAUAGCAUUACGACAUGAAUUCGGCUCGGCAAAAGAAAAAUUUGAAAAGUUAAGAAAUGAUGUUAGCGUAAAACUUAAAUUUUUAGAAGAAAACAAGGCCAAAGUUAUGCAUAAGCAACUAGUUUUAUUUCAUGACGCAUUUUGUGCCUACUUCAGUGGAAAUCAAGAAGCUUUACAGACUAUUGUUCGUGAUUUUCAUUUGAAACUCACUACGCAAAAAAGCACGAAGAAGCCGUCAUUUUUAGAA
Molecule: messenger RNA, 720 nt
Organism: Trichoplax adhaerens
Lineage: Eukaryota; Metazoa; Placozoa; Uniplacotomia; Trichoplacea; Trichoplacidae
Exons: 3
Biological process (GO): regulation of Arp2/3 complex-mediated actin nucleation; intracellular protein transport
Cellular component (GO): trans-Golgi network membrane
Molecular function (GO): protein domain specific binding; phospholipid binding
Source: RefSeq, a predicted model, not a curated record